This is a messenger RNA of Ipomoea triloba (trilobed morning glory), 2808 nucleotides long. RefSeq lists its product as uncharacterized. Bases 1 to 2808 code for a protein of 935 amino acids. Gene Ontology annotation, biological process: negative regulation of DNA-templated transcription. The transcript has 8 exons. Lineage: Eukaryota; Viridiplantae; Streptophyta; Magnoliopsida; Solanales; Convolvulaceae. The record is from RefSeq and is a predicted model, not a curated record. Gene Ontology annotation, molecular function: transcription corepressor activity.
AUGAACGGAGGCGGGUUUGGUUUUAGCGGAUUUAGUAGUAUAAAUGGGGGAUUUGGAAGAUUAUCUAAUGAUAAGGGUUUUGGGUUCAGUAAUUAUAACGUGAACAGUUCUUCAAUUAUGGAGUUUCCUUCUUCUCUGCCAAGAGUUUCUUUUUCUGACCAAAAUCAACCCAUGAAGUCUUCCCUGCCAAGAGUUUCUGCUUCUGAUCAAGAACAACCCAGAACUUCUUUCCUGCCAAGAUUUUCUCUUUCUGACCAAGAACAACCCGGGAGUUCUUCUUCUUCUUCUUCUGAUGAUGAUGAUGAUGAGCAAGAAACACCUUCUCCCGAGAAGAAGAAGAGGAGGAGGAGAAGAAGGAGGAAAUUGGAGUGGCAUCCGGUGAAAUCCGAAGCAGAGUUUUGCCCAGACGCCAUUGCUGAGUACCUCAACACGCCAUUGUCAAAGCGGAGGAAAUCUGUCAAGUUGAGUUUGAGGGUAAAGAAGCAUCUUUUGUAUAUUGGCUGGGAAGUUCGCUUUGGGCAUACUCAAACUGGAGCAAGAAUGUGCUACAUUUCGCCCGAUGGGAAAACUUAUAUGUCUCUCACCCAAGUUUGCUCUGAUAUUACAGAUUCUCUCCCUGCUAUUGAGCCGCCAUUAAUGGCGAACCCACAAGAAUGCAAGGAGUUAGCAGUGUAUGUGCCUCCUCCUCAAGCGGAUUCUCAAGCCAUUUCUGACUAUAUAUCUUUCUGCGACCGGAAAAUCUCUUCUGAUUCCAGAGAAAAAACAGAGGCCAAAGUUAAAUCCAAGGAGCAUUUACUCAGCAGUGGAUGGGAAUUCUUUUAUGCCCACAAGAAAAACAAGAGAGAACUCCGCUAUAAAGCUCCCUGUGGGAAAGUGUUUUACUCCCUUCUUACAGCCUGCAAAUGGUUUGCAGAAGCCAAUGGAGAUUAUCUUCCCAGAGAAGACAGUGAAUCUAGAGGUGUUACUGAUCAAUCUGAAACUGAUAAUGUUGAGGUUCUUGGUACUGUUAGUCAGAUGGGAAAGCCUGGAUUUCUUGAAUCCAGGAGUAGUUCAAUUACUGCCCAGGAUGUUGAAGAUUCUGAUCAGUCAGGAAUGCUGGUUAAAGAUUCUCAUCAAUCAAGAAUGCUGGUUAAAGAGUCUGAUCAGUCAAGAAUGUUGGUUAAAGAUUCUGAGGAAUCAAGAAUGCUGGUUAAAGAUUCUGAUCAAUCAAGAAUGCUGGUUAAAGAUUCUGAUCUGCCAAUAAAGCAAAGACUGUCUUUCUCGACGAAACGAAAUAUUCUGUCAGGUUUGAUAGACAGUAAUGUGGUUCUGCCUUGGGCAAAGGUGCAGUACCGAAAGAAGGAUGGGUGUGUAUUGAAAGAUGGGAUGAUCACUCGAGAAGGGAUACUAUGCAAUUGCUGCCAGCAAGUUUAUGGGCUUAGUAACUUUGAAGCUCAUGCAAAUAGCACAUAUCACAGGCCUUCUUCAUAUAUAUUCUUGGAAGAUGGCAGGUCGUUGUUCGACUGCCAAAUGGAGAUGAAAAGCAAAAGUGAUGUGAAAGUCCCCAAAACAAAGGGCUGCAACAAGCAGAGGAGUCCUAAGUUGCCAACCAUACAUGAUGACAUAUGUUCUAUCUGUCUGGAUUAUGGUGAAUUGCUUCUGUGUGAUGGGUGCCCCUCUUCAUUUCAUGCUAGUUGCCUUGGUCUAAAGGAGUUACCACCUGGGGAUUGGUUUUGCCCUUCAUGCUGUUGUGGAAUCUGUCACACAAACCAAUUUGAUAGAAACAAAAACCAAAUCUCAGAUAAGACUAUCAUGUUGGGUGUCUCAAAAGCAACUGUCUCCUUAAACUGGACUGCUUUCCUGAAAGGGAAUGGUUCUGCAACUACAGAUGUGAGCAGCCUCUGCCACAUUUUCGAGAGGCAAGGUGUUGGACUUGGCCCUUCAGCCACUGGACCCGACAAUCUCCAUAGCCACCUAGUGCUGGACUUGAUAUUUUUGGGUCUUCGUCGGGUUCUGGGAAAACGAGUUCCACUAGGAUAUAAUGACCUUUCUUGGACAUUGUUGAAGGCCACAAAGCAAAAUGAUUCGAAAGAGAAUCAUGGCAGGCUUAGGGCGGCGCUUGGUGUGAUGCAUGAGUGCUUUGCAUCUCUUGAGGAAAGUGGAACCAACAGGGAUCUUGUGGAAGAUAUAAUUUUUAGUCAAUGGUCUGAUCUGAACCGUUUGAAUUUUCAAGGAUUCUACACUGCAAUCUUGGAGAGGAAUGAUGAAAUUGUAACAGUGGCUACAUUAAGGGUUCAUGGAGAAAAAGUGGCUGAGAUCCCACUUAUUGCCACACUGUUUAAACACAGGAAACUGGGAAUGUGUCGCGCCCUGAUGAAUCAGCUAGAGAAGGUAUGCACAUUCAAUUCUGUCCUGCCGUCGUUUCCAUUGCCAUUUUUCUCGAGAUUCGAUUGUCAUGAAGAUCUUCUGCUUCUUGUUGUGCAGAAACUUGUAGAACUGGGAGUGCAGAGGCUAGUUCUGCCUGCACUUCCGGAUGCAAUGAACACAUGGACUGGCUCGUUCGGGUUCUCAGUGAUGAGCAAAACCGAGAGACAGGACUUCCUAGACAACACAUUCCUCAACUUCAAUGGCACAAUCAUGUGCCAGAAGCCGCUGCUGCUGCAAUCGCAAAGUCUUCGUGCAGAAGAAGACGACGUGGAUGGUAAUAACAUCCCACCAGCUUCUGAAGCAUUCCUGCCUGAUGAAGAAAUUGAACUUUCUGGUCUUUUUUAUCUACAACAACAGGGGGGUUUCUUUAGUGAUUUUGAUGAGGUGAAAGGUGACAUUUAG